This is a messenger RNA of Brassica napus (rape), 6449 nucleotides long. RefSeq lists its product as uncharacterized. Bases 1696 to 2601 code for a protein of 301 amino acids. Lineage: Eukaryota; Viridiplantae; Streptophyta; Magnoliopsida; Brassicales; Brassicaceae. Gene Ontology annotation, molecular function: DNA binding. The transcript is spliced from 2 exons. The record is from RefSeq and is a predicted model, not a curated record.
CAAACACAACAAGUAAUAACUGCAAUCCAGGGCCUCAACCAAUCCGCACUUACAGCUUCCCGCAAAAAGAAGAGCCACAGUUAUAUCGAGAGUCGUAACCCGGUAAUUUUGGCCUCCCCGAUAAUCCGCUCUUAAAGAUUUAGCUCGACCAAGAACAGCUCGCUGAAGACUUCCCGAGCAUCCGCUAACCCGAACAGACAGCCACACUAGAGGUCCAUCACCCGCAUCAACUUGAGGAGCAUUAUUCGGACAGGACAGCCUCCAAGGAUCGCCACACGCCAAAGACCUAUACCAAAAAUGUAACACCCCAAAACCAGCCCAUUAAAUUUUUUUUAAUGCUAUUGGGUCCUCUGCAGCCCAAUUGGAAAACCCUAGGGUUUUCCCUAUCUCUUCCCCUAUAAAAGCAAGCCUCCACUUCUUCUUUUCUCUCAUCAGAAAUCUAGAAGCGAAGCCCUGCGGAGAAUUCCCGGAGACUGGAAGCCCUAGCCGUCGACUCUCUCUCUCUCCUCGCGCCGCCUCUCUCCUCCUUCUCUCUCUUCGCCGCGUCUCUUCUCUCUCUCUCUCCUCUCCGCGUUCCCUUCUCUCUCUCUCGGCCGCGUCUCUCUCUCCUCGCCGUGAGCAGCCGCGAGUGGUGGUGGUGGCCGCGUGGUGUCAUAGAUCGCAGAUCCCGUUUUCUCUUACCUCCUAUUCUCAGAUCCAGAUCCAGAUCUAGGCUAAGAACUAUAAGUGGAAAUGUCGACGGUAAGGAAGGAAAUGCACCUGAAACUCAUGGGACCAGAAACGGGACACACGGAGAUGUCGGAAAAGUAGACAUGUGUGUCCUAAACCCCGCGCCCUGGAACCCGGUUGGAAAUGGGGAGGGACGGGUGUUUCAAUUGGUAUCAGAGCCAGUUUGAGGUCCCUUAAUACUAACUUAAGGGAUCAGCAUUUCUCACCAUUGCCCAUUUCCCUUAUGGUUCUGUUCGACCGUCAUAGCUAAUGUUGAAGGAGAAUUCGAACAGCUCAGAGUUUCCGGCCGAGAUCGGGUUAACAAAAAGUCUUCGUACUGCGGUGUAGUGGAGUUUCAGAGGUUCAGGAAUGGGUAACAAGGAGUUGUAAGGCAAGUAUACAGAGGGAUUAGUCGCCUAGCACGUCAAGUCAAAGGGGUAAUGGAAAUCCGGACAUUCGAGCUGGAGGGAAGCGUCUCGCGGACGACACCGCCCCACACCGGGCCGGGGAGGCCGGGGAAGGAGAGACGGACGCAAGGCCGAGGCGUGCGCAGCUUCACGGAAGGAUUAAACCCUGCAAAGAAAUGGACUUCUGGCAUUCAGAUAUCACAGUGAAGCUUGUUCCCAGUAAAAAAAAAAAAAAAAAAAAAAGAAGAAACAUGGGCGUGGGCCCCACCACCAGGGCGUGGGCCGCCGACGAGGAAGGAGCAACACCGGGGCGGCCAAGGGACGGUCGGAUGCACAGUAGGAGAAAACUGAUUCCAGAUUAGGGUAACUAAGCAAAGGAUCAUCUUGGGGUAAAAAAGAUGAUGGAGAGUCAUCUUGGAGCAGAAUGCAAAAUGCUAAUAAGGAUAUGAGAUCUUCUUAGGGAAAAAGGGUUGACUGUAAAAAGGAUCAUCUUGGGGCAAAAAGGGAUGAUAAGAACCACACCGGGGAUAUUGUCUGUUUAAGCAGCUCUAGUUUGAGAAUGGAUUGAAAACUGCCAUCUAUGCAUGACUACUACUAUGUUCUGAUCAGGUCUUUGUUUUUACGCUGCAGGAUGUCUUCACCAGUGCAUCACGAGCUCGGAGAAAGACGCAUGCGCUAUGGACCAAAAGGGACAAGCGCUUACGCCCGCAAGCCCUACCGUGACGCUUGGGGCGAUGUGGUACCUGCACUCUUCCCAGACAAAGAGGAAGUGGAGUUCGCGGAGCCGCCGAACGCCCCCAUCCAGGAGACGACUGUGAGGCGUCGGAUUUUGAUGCCCCAUUUCCAGCGGGCAGCCGAGUACAGGCGAUUGUACCAGGGUCAGGGUACUUUCCAGUUUGCACCGGAAGUUGACACGACGCCGCCCACAAGGGGCCGAGGGCGCCCCAGGAAGACGGGGCCGACCAGGGAAGGUCCGGGACCGAUCCGGAUGGAGGACAGUGUACCAACGAGGAAGCGGGGACGCCCAAGGAAGAUUCCGAGCAUUGAUGCAGAGAGUCUGAGGAGAAUAACCGGAAUAUGUCGGUGUGGAACAUUGACGCAGGCCAGGCAAGGACCGCGCUCAGUCCGGGAGUACACAGAGGAAUUCCUGGAGUCAGCCAAAAGAUGCAAGCCCAAGACAGCGGAGGAUUGGUGCCGGUGGUAUACGGCAGGACUCCGCGAGGAGAUUCGGGGCAAGCUGAUUGGUGUGUUGGAACCAUGGGAAUUCGCCUUGGUGAACCGGAUGGCCGGUCAGGCAAUGGAGGCUGAACGGACACUUGCUCGUCGGGUCGUUGCCAUCUCAAGCUCUGAGGAGGACGUAGAGGUGGAGGAGGAUCCAUCGGAGGACUCAGCGUGGGAAGAGGAGCCGGCGUCGUCGACAGGGAGUGGCCGCGUGGCUGGUCCUAAGCCGGAAGGGGAGCAGAAGUCUCCAGUACGAAGUGGCUAGAUGUGAUUUCUGAGUCAGCUAGAAGGAGUAGGACACGGUUUUUCUUCCUUCCGUAUUGGUUUUUGCUUUUCAUUUCUUGUUAUAAGGUUAUUCGCGGAUUUUGGCGAUACCUUGAGACCUAUUUAUUCGUUGUAGUCCUACUCCAUUUCAUUUAUUAAAUUCAUUGUUGGUUUUAAAUGAUCUUGAGCAAGUAGGAUGUCAUUUCGUGCUUCUCUUGAUUGUGUUUGGAAACUCACCCCAGUUUUGGGAUGUUAAGUUCGAACUGAGGAUUUGGAAUUCGGGACGAAUUCCGAAUAAGAGGGGGAGAAUUGUAACACCCCAAAACCAGCCCAUUAAAUUUUUUUUAAUGCUAUUGGGUCCUCUGCAGCCCAAUUGGAAAACCCUAGGGUUUUCCCUAUCUCUUCCCCUAUAAAAGCAAGCCUCCACUUCUUCUUUUCUCUCAUCAGAAAUCUAGAAGCGAAGCCCUGCGGAGAAUUCCCGGAGACUGGAAGCCCUAGCCGUCGACUCUCUCUCUCUCCUCGCGCCGCCUCUCUCCUCCUUCUCUCUCUUCGCCGCGUCUCUUCUCUCUCUCUCCUCUCCGCGUUCCCUUCUCUCUCUCUCGGCCGCGUCUCUCUCUCCUCGCCGUGAGCAGCCGCGAGUGGUGGUGGUGGCCGCGUGGUGUCAUAGAUCGCAGAUCCCGUUUUCUCUUACCUCCUAUUCUCAGAUCCAGAUCCAGAUCUAGGCUAAGGUGAGGUGUUCUACCCAGAUCUCUUUCAUGUUCUUCUAUAUUGUUGAAUGUGGAUCUAGGAUUGAGUAGAUCCUGGUUGUUGUUAGGUUGAUAGACCAUAUUGCAUUAGAACUCUCGUACCGAUUUAAGAUUCUAAGUAAACUGGUGUGUUGGUGAUUGAUUGUUUGUUUGACUGGUUGAAGAUCUGUGGUUGUGAUUGAGAGCUAGGAUGGUUAGAAAGAAAUGAACGUAGGAUAAUAAGAGAACUGUUAACCGGUCUGGUUAGAUGAAUGAUAGGAUAUCUAUGAAUGAUUGUUAGCUGGAUUGAGUGUGACACCGAGAACGGGUGGCGUCUAAAAAGGAAAGUAAGAAAGAGUCUAAGGGUUUAAGGAAAAGGAAAUGAUAAGGAAAAAGGAAAGGUUAAAUGAUUGAAAUACGAACCACCGAGGAACUGGUGGGGAGUAUGGGAAUGAAUAGAAAUGGAAUACGAACCACCGAGGGACUGGUGGGGAGUAUGGGAAAACGCGGCGGCCGUAGCGUUCAAAAACGGCAGGUUAAGAAUAGAGGCGCCGGUAAGAUUGAGUCACGCCGAGUCUUGGCGGGAAGGGGCCGUAAUACACUGCAAAGGGUAUAGACUACAUCCAAGGGAACCGGAUGCCGAGUGUACCAGGGCAGGCGGCUCCACAGGAACGCAGCAAGAAAGGGGAGGGUUGGUCCGCUUGAGCUGUGUAGGUCCUAGAGUUAUAGGAUGAAUGGAGUCUUAAAUAAUAAACCGAAAUGUGUGAAUUGAGCGAUGACUGAGUUCAUUGCACUGCUUGUUUUGUGAAAUGAAUCCUUAAUAGUUAAUUAAGAAUUGGGUGUAGUGACUAGUCGGUUCUCGUUUCGCAUUGAGCGGUAUAAAAGCUCAUGGGGGAGACUGGUCUAGAAUCGCUUCACUGAGUAUUAAUACUCACCCCUCUUUUCCCUCUCCCAUUUUUGCAGAACUAUAAGUGGAAAUGUCGACGGUAAGGAAGGAAAUGCACCUGAAACUCAUGGGACCAGAAACGGGACACACGGAGAUGUCGGAAAAGUAGACAUGUGUGUCCUAAACCCCGCGCCCUGGAACCCGGUUGGAAAUGGGGAGGGACGGGUGUUUCAAAAAAGAUAAAGAGAGCAGGCACCACCUUGAAAAGGUGGAGAAGAGGCAGCCCAAGAUCAAGCCUCUGAAGCCGACAUGCUCAGUACGCGACACCACCAAGAAAGAUAGACGUGGUUGACAAGACCAACUUCUAUACUCCUCUCGCGCACCCACAACGGAGAACCCGUAGCGGACCUUCUAGGUUGGAACCAAAAUGCAUCCCAAAGAAGAACUACUCCUGAUUAUUCCAUAUAUACAAUUGCCAACUGAACAGCAAGAAACCGGGCCAGAGAAAGCCGCUGAAUACAGCUCGGACUGAGCUCACAAGACCUGAACAAUGAGAUUAGAGAGCCAGCACAGCCGUAGAUAUCAUGAGACAGAUACGCUCCUGGGAAAUGCUAACCCUCCGUACAGUACCACCAAGGAGUCGCAAAGUUCACUGACCAACCGAACCCACAACCUCCAAUGCCGUACGCCCUCUGCGAGAAUCGAAAGAGGGUAAUAGAUUGCUGUCGAGAUGCUGAGACCGGUGGUAACGGAGACAGCCCAAGAAAAGAACACGAGCUCGACACACUUAGAAGCUUGUCUACUAAGCUCCGGUGGUGAUGUCCAAAACAGAUUCCAGGAAGCAAAGACUAGAUGAAAGGGGACCAAUGGUGUUAUAUGAAACUUUGAAAUGCAUAUACACGAGAAGACAUGGCCUUGCGAAAACCACGUAGAUGAUCAUUUGUUUUCUUCUUGAUGCUAUAUGUGGAUUCCUAGAGUUCUUAGUUGUUUGGUUUAUUUUGUGAGAUCUUGAUGAACAGUUUAGUUUGUAUACAUAAAAAAAGUUUAGUUUGGAUAUUAAUAUUUUUUUACUAGGAUAAAUAAUCUUAAAAAUGUGUAUACUAGAGACUAAACUUUAAUUCUGAUUUAAGCUAUUUUAGGAGUAUGGUUAUAAAUUAAUCUGUACCUAUAGUGCUCAUAUACAUUAACUACACUUUACCAAAAAAUAAUCACCAUCAUGAUCACUAUUUUUGGCUAACGUGCCCCGCUGAUUUCCAUUUACAAAAUUCGGGAUUAAAGAAAUACCUGAUCUUUAGUGACUCAACCAAAAAAAUUGUAUAUAUAUAUACAAUGUAUAUAUAGUGCUUAACAUACAAGAAAAUGAUAGUGCUUUUAAGUUACCAUAUAGUUGUUUUCAGAAUUUAUUUGAUUGUUCUAUGUAGUUUUAUUUUUGUGAUCUUAGACGAUGCUGAAGAACAAGUACAUAUCUACUGCUCCUAUGAUCUCAUCUAUAGCUUUUUUUUUUCUGUCACAAGAUCUCAUCUAUAGCUAUUUACAAGAAGAAUGAAGCCAAAAAAGGUAUAAAUAACAGGAGAAAAAAAGUCGCCCACUAGUUCGGCACUGAGCUCGUGAGUACUGAACUGAUCACGACAUACCAACCAACUAGAUUUGGUCGUGUGAACACUGAAUGCAUUCAUAUGCACAAACCACAAGACGUCUUAACUUUGUCCUUAACCGAUUUAAUAUACAUCUAUAUAUACAGUGGCGAAGCGGAAGCCAAAGAGAGAGAAAACUGGGUGCACCAUGCACGGAUUAUCUUUUGAAACUUUUCAAUGUAAAAUUAUAUGGAUUAAUAGAUAGUUAAUUAUGAAAAGUGUGCAUGCAGCACAAUUUGGAUCUGCAUUCGCCCCUGGAUAUGUAUAUACAGUUCACCCAUUUUUGAAAAGUAGAGAAGAAUAUGUCAGUGACUCAGUGCAAGACUGCAAGUGGAUAUUGAGGAGAUUAAGAAAAAACCUACCCAACUUGGCAAAGAUUAAUAUUACUGUGCUGUAUGUUACAUGGAAAUGGAAGCGGGUACGUAAAAGCGGAAGUGUAUGGAAGCACAGAAGCGAGAUUUUUUAAAAAAUUAAGAAGUGAAUACGUGUUAGAGACAUAUAUUCAUAUCUAUAUAUACAUAUACAUAUUAAAAUAUAAUUAAAAAAUUAGGACUAAGAAUUAUAUGAUAUAAAUUUAAAAUAAAGUAUUUAUUCAUUUAUAAUA